Molecule: messenger RNA, 1425 nt
Organism: Rotaria sp. Silwood1
Lineage: Eukaryota; Metazoa; Rotifera; Eurotatoria; Philodinida; Philodinidae
Source: the annotation of a GenBank genome assembly
AUGGGUUGUUGUCGAAAAGAAAAUAAAAAAUCAACGAAUAAAAACAAAAAAAAUAAAGUAAAACAAAAGAAAAAUUUAAUAAAUGAUAAAGAAAAGAAAAAAGUAACAAUUAAAACAAUUGAUCAAGAUCAAUUUUUUAAAGAUAAAAAUAAUCUUCAACAACAAUCAAUUAAUAAUCCUAUUGUUAAAAAUACAGAACAAGAAAUAUCUAAUUUAGAACAUCACAUAAAAUCACCAUCUAUUUCAUCUUCAAAUAAUGAUUUUGAUGAUGAUUUUAUAAAUAAUAUUUCUUCGACAGAUAAUAUUUAUUCAAUAAAGACAUUAAAUGAUUUACAAAUAUUUGUUGAACAAAAUAAAAAACCUAUAUCUAUUGUUUUUUUCUAUGGUCGUUAUUGUCCUUAUUCAAAACGAACGAUAUCUGGUCUUCGUCAAUGGGCACGAAUAAAUAAAGAUCGUAUUGUUUUAUAUGAAGUUGAUGUUGAACAAGCAUUAAAACUAACUGAAUAUUAUCAUAUACAAACAAUUCCAACUAUUCUAGCAUUUAAUGAAAAUAAUCUUCUUGUUCCAAUUUGGCAACGAACAGCAACAAAUGUUCUAUCAUCUGAUUUACAAUUACAAAUAAAUGAAUUUCAAUCAAUUGAAAAUAAUGAAAAUCUUUCAAAUGAUAAUAAUCAAUUUAAAGAAAUCUUUCGAGAAAAAUUAGAUAAUUCAAAUAAUGUUUAUUUUAUUUUUGAUCCAUUACUUAAAGAAUCAAAUUGUAUGUUUAAAAUAUUUGAAACAUUAAAUGAAAAUAAACAAGAACAAUAUUUAAUUAUUCUUGAUAAUAAACAAUCAAUGGAAAAUAAAUCAAAAUUAAUAUUAGCAAUAACAACUAAUCCUGAUCAUAAUUCGAAAUCAAAAUCAAUAACAUCAUCUGAACAAAGUCCAUACAUUUGGAAUAGAUCAAUUCAAACUAAAGAAAAUGAUAGUCAACAAUCAUCAAAACAAUCAACAACUGAAAAAAUAAAUGAAUAUAAUGGACGAAUCAUAUCAAAAUCUUCAAUAAAUACAACAUUUACUAAUGAUCAAUUAAAAAAAAAUGAAACAUGCAAUGAAUCUAUUGAUGAUAAUAUAAAACAAAAUUCAUUACCAUCAGAUGAAUAUCAACAACAUAUUUAUUUACCUAAUUCUAAUGAAAUAUUUUAUGAAAAACAAUAUGAUAAUACAAAUGAUGUUAAUUAUUCAUCAUCAUCCGAUCGAUUUAGUACAUUAACUUAUCAACAUGUUAAAGAUACAAAUAUUGUUUUAAACAAUCAACAAGAAGAAAUAUGUAUUUUAUAUCUAGGACCAAAUCGAUGUCGAGGUUUCGAAGAUAAUUUACAUAAUGAAACUAAUUCUUCAAAAUUAUCACUUUUAACUCUUAAGUCACAUUCAUUAUUGGAAUAA